Staurois parvus is the source of this 376-nucleotide messenger RNA. The record is from the annotation of a GenBank genome assembly. Lineage: Eukaryota; Metazoa; Chordata; Amphibia; Anura; Ranidae.
CACUGAUAGGUGGCACUGAUAGGUGGCACUGAUUGGCAGCACUGAUAGGUGGCACUGAUUGGCAUUGAUAGGUGGCACUGAUGGGUGACACUGAAAGGCAGCUCAGAUGGGCACUGAUAUGUGGCAUUGAUGUGCACUGGUAGGCACUGAUAUGUGGCAGUGAUGGGCACUGGCAUGAGACACUGAUGAGCACUGACGUAAGGCACUGAUGGACACUGACAGGUGGCACUGCUGGGGCUACACUGAUCAUCAGGGCACACUGAUCAUCUGUGCCAUGAUGAUCACUGAUCACAUGAUCGAGCCGACAUCUUCGGCUCUUUCCGUGAUCAGUGAUCUGCUGUGUCCAAGGCUCCUCGAGUCGUGCAUGCGCAGUGAC